Molecule: messenger RNA, 5260 nt
Organism: Aphanomyces invadans
Lineage: Eukaryota; Oomycota; Saprolegniomycetes; Saprolegniales; Verrucalvaceae
Exons: 3
Coding region: 25-5184 (1719 amino acids)
Biological process (GO): receptor-mediated endocytosis; intracellular protein transport
Cellular component (GO): clathrin coat of coated pit; clathrin complex; clathrin coat of trans-Golgi network vesicle
Molecular function (GO): structural molecule activity; clathrin light chain binding
Source: RefSeq, a predicted model, not a curated record
GCUGGUAAGGAGCGAAGUCGAGUCAUGGCCGACCUACCGAUCACCUUCGGCGAGGUCCUCAAUUUGGGGGCCUUGGGAGUCAAUCUCGAGUAUGUUAAAUUUGGCACGUGUGCCAUGGAAAGUGACAAGUUCAUCACUGUAUGCGAGACAGUCAACGGACAAGCGAACGUCGUGAUUGUGGACAUGGCGGCUGGGAACAACGUCCAACGAAGGCCUAUUGCUGCCGAAGCUGCUAUCAUGAACCCUCUCACGAAAGUGAUCGCAUUGCGCGCAGGACCGCAGCUUCAGAUUUUCAACAUGGAGCUCCGCGCAAAGAUGAAGACCCACCAAAUGACGGAAGCUAUCGUCUUUUGGAGAUGGAUCACGCCCAACACGAUCGGGUUGGUGACGGCCGGUGCGGUGUAUCACUGGAGUAUUGAAGGUGACUCCCCACCCCAAAAACAGUUCGACCGUCACGCCAACUUGGGUCCCAAUACCCAAAUCAUCAGCUACGAAACGUCGCCGGACAACCAGUGGCUGUUGCUGGUGGGAAUUUCCGCAGGUGAAGGCGGACGUAUCGACGGCAACAUGCAGCUCUACUCCAAGGACAAGAAGGUGAGCCAGGUGCUUCAAGGCCACGCUGGUACUUUUGCCCACAUGAAGCCUCCUGGUCGCACCGACGAAGCGCAAGUGUUGUGCUUUGCCGGUACCAAGGACGGCGCACCUUUGCAGCUCUUCAUCAUGGAAGUUGGCGCGAAUGCCACUGGCCAAACUUUCCGCCUGCCGCCCCAACCCAUUCCGUUCGCUGCCGACGCCGUCAACGACUUCCCUGUGUCGAUGCUUGCAUCUCCGAGCGACGACAUCAUCUACUUGAUCACAAAAAUGGGCUACCUCUUCUUGUUUGACAUUCACAGCGGGAAGCCCGUCUACCGCGCCAGAGUCAGCCAAGACACAGUAUUUGUCACGUGCUUGCACUCGCCCACAAAGGGCAUGCUCGGUAUUACCCGCCGAGGUCAACUUCUCCAGUUCUCGAUCAACCAACAGAAGCUUGUCCCGUACGUCGUCGGCACCCUUCGCGACUCGCAGCUUGCAUUGAGCUUGGCCACGCGCCUGAAUCUGCCUGGGGCAGAAGAGCUCUAUUUCACGGAAUUCAACCGACUCGUGAGCUUGAACGAUGUUCAAGGUGCUGCCCGCCUUGCCGCCGUGAGCCCCCAAGGCGUGUUGCGCACGCCGCAAGUGAUCCAGCGCUUCCAGCAAAUGCCGCAACAGCCUGGCCAGCCCCUGCCCGUGCUGCAAUUUUUCAGCGUGUUGCUCGAAAUGGGCACGCUCAACAAGUACGAAUCCAUCGAGUUGGCGCGUCCUGUGCUGCAGCAAGGUCGCGGCCAAUUGCUCCAAAAGUGGCUAUCGGAGGACAAGUUGGAGUGCUCGGAAGAGCUCGGUGACAUGUGUGCCCAGUCGGACAUCACGAUGGCGCUAUCGGUGUACUUGCGUGCGAAUGUGCCGGAGAAGGUGAUCAACUGCUUUGUCCAGCGCGGCGAGUUCGAUAAGAUUGUCGCGUACGCGUCCAAGACGAACUACCGUUGCGACUACACGUUCAUGCUGCAAAACUUGGUGCGUGCCAACCCCCAAGGCGCGUUAGACUUUGCCCAGAAGCUGGCUGUCGCCGAAAACGGACCGCUUGUCGACAUUGCGUCGGUAGUCGACAUUUUCAUGCAAGUGAGCCGCAUCCAAGAAACGACGGCGUUCUUGUUGGAAGCCCUCAAGGCGAACCGCCCGGAAGAUGCGCUCCUCCAAACACGCUUGCUCGAAAUCAACUUGCUUGGUGGAUCGCCCCAAGUGGCCGACGCGAUCCUAUCGAACAACAUGUUCAGCCACUACGACCGUCCCCGUGUCGCCCAGUUGUGCGAAAAGGCUGGGUUGUUCCAGCGCGCCUUGGAACAUUACACCGACUUGGCCGACCUCAAGCGAGUCGUUGUCAACACGCACGCGAUCAACCACGAAUUCAUCGUGACGUUCUUUGGCACGUUGACAGGGGAAGUGUCGGUCGAGCUCAUGAACGCGUUGCUUGGUCAGAACAUGCGCCAGAACUUGCAAAUUGUUGUCCAAGUUGCGACCAAGUAUGUCGAGCAGCUCGGCGCGAAGCAGAUCAUCGACUUGUUUGAAAAGUACAAGUCGUUUGACGGGCUGUACUACUUUUUGGGUUCUGUCGUGAACUUUUCGCAAGAACCGGACGUCCACUUCAAGUACAUUGAAGCUGCGACCAAGAUGGGCCAAUUCAAGGAAGUCGAGCGCGUGUGCCGCGAUUCGGCCGUGUACGAUCCCGUCAAGGUCAAGGACUUUCUCAAGGAGUCCAAGCUCCAAGACCCGCGCCCGCUCAUCCACGUGUGCGACCGCUACGACUUUGUCGAGGAGCUCACGCAGUACUUGUACUCGAACAACCUGCUCAAGUACAUUGAAGUGUACGUGACGAAGGUGAGCCCCCAAAAGACACCGCAAGUCGUUGGCAAGCUCCUCGAUUUGGACUGCAACGAAGACUACAUCAAGACUCUGUUGAGCGCGAUCCCGCAAACGCCCGUGGACCAGUUGGUCGAACAAGUCGAGAAGCGCAACCGCCUGCGCUUGCUCCAGCCGUGGUUGGAAGCGCGCGUGUCGCAAGGCAAUACCGAACCCGCGACUCAUAACGCGGUGGGCAAGAUUUACGUGACCCUGAACCGCGACCCCCAGCAGUUUUUGAUCAACAACCCGUACUACGAACCGGCCGUAGUCGGUAAGUUUUGCGAAAAGCUUGACCCAGCCCUGGCAUUCUUGGCCUACCAACGUGCCAACGGCGCGUGUGACGACGACUUGAUUCGCGUCACGACGGAAAACUCGCUCUUCAAGGACUUGGCGCGAUACCUUGUCCAUCGCCAAGACUUGGAUUUGUGGGGCAAAGUCCUCGUCAAGUCUGUCGAAGGCGAGUCGGAAGCGCCUUCUCGUCGCGCGUUGAUUGACCAAGUCGUGCAAACCGCGCUUCCGGAAGCCAAGAACCCAGACGAAGUGUCGACGACGGUGCGCGCGUUCAUGAACGCGGAGCUCCCGAACGAGUUGAUUGAGUUGCUCGAACGCAUUGUGCUCCAAGGCACGGAGUUUUCGACGAACAAGAACCUCCAGAACUUGCUCGUGUUGACCGCCAUCAAAGCGUGCAAGGAAAAAGUGAUGGAUUACGUCAACCGCCUCGACAACUUUGAUGGCCCGGACAUUGCCCGCAUUGCCGUCGGCGAGCAAUACCAACUGUACGAAGAAGCGUUUGUGAUUUACAAGAAGAGCAAAUGCAAUGGCGAUGCCAUCGGCGUCCUCUUGGACCACAUCAAGGACAUGACGCGCGCGUACGAAUUUGCCGACCGGUGCAACGAACCGGACGUAUGGUCCAAGUUGGCCCGUUCGCAACUCGACUCGAACAACCUCCACGACGCCCUGGCAUCGUUCAUCAAGGCCGGCGACCCGUCGUCGUAUGCUGCCGUCAUUGCGACCGCCGAGCGCGACAACAAUUGGGCUGACUUGAUCGACUACCUUCGCAUGGCCCGCAAGACUGUCAAGGAGCAGCACCUGGACACGUCCCUCAUUUACGCGUUGGCCAAGUGCGAAAAGUACGCGGAAUUGGAAGAGUUUAUUUCGGCCCCAAACGUGGCGCAGAUCCAAAACACGGGCGAACGGUUGUUUGCUGAAGGCAUGUUCAACGCUGCCAAGCUCUUGUUUCAAAACAUCAACAACAACGCCAAGCUCGCGAUCUGUUAUGUCCGCCUCGGCAAAUUCCGCGAAGCUGUCGACGCCGCGACCAAGGCCAACUCGGUCGGGACGUGGAAGGAGGUCAAUUAUGCAUGCGUGGACGUGAACGAGUUUCGUCUUGCUGGCCUCUGUGGUCUCCACAUUAUCGUGCACCCUGACCACUUGGAAGAGCUCAUCCUCAACUACGAACGUCGUGGCCACUGGGCCGAACUUCUCAAGUUGAUGGAGCAAGGGCUUGGCCUGGAAGGUGCCCAUGCCGGCAUCUUUACGGAGCUCGCGAUCUUGUACUCCAAGUACAACCCGACCAAGCUGAUGGAACACAUCAAGAUUUUCCACUCGCGCAUGAACGUGAGCAAGAUCCUCCGCGCGUGUGAGAAGGGCUUGCACUGGGACCAUGCCGUGUACUUGUACAAGGAAGACGGCCAGUUUGACAACGCGGUCCGCACGAUGGUGGACCACCCGGUUGCGUUUGCACACGACUUGUUCCUGGACUGCAUCCAGAAAGUCCGGAACCAAGAGAUUCACUACAAGGCAAUCAACUUUUACUUGGAGCAGCACCCGUUGGAGCUCACUCGCUUGCUUCAAGUGCUUACGCCCAACCUCGACCACGCCCGCGUCGUGCACCAACUCCGCAAGUCGGACAACUUGCCGUUGGUGGUCGACUACCUCAAGGACGUGCAAAAGGAAAACUUGUCGGCUGUGAACGAAGCGCUGAACGAAAUCUUGGUCGAAGACGAAGACUACCAGGCCCUGCGCGACUCGAUCGACUCGUACGACAACUUUGACCAGAUCUCGUUUGCCCAAAAGGUGGAAAAGCACGAACUGUUGGAGUUUCGCCGCAUUGCCGCCUACUUGUACAAGAAGAACAAGCGAUAUGGCCAGUCGCUCAAGCUGUCCAAGGCCGACAAGAUGUACAAAGACGCGAUCGACACUGCGUUUGAUUCUGGCGACGUCGAGUUGGCCGAAGAUUUGCUGCGCUUCUUCGUCGCCGCCCACGACAAGGAAUGCUUUUGUGCCACUUUGUUUACGUGCUACAAGCUCAUCAAGCCGGACGUGGCGAUGGAACUCGCGUGGCGCAACGGCUACGUCGACUUUGUCAUGCCGUACAUGAUUCAGUACGUCAAGAACUUGAAUGACAAGAUCAAGGUGUUGGACGAACGAACGAAGCCCAAGGAGGACCCGCACAAUGGCCACCACAUGGAUGGCGGGAUCCCCGGCGGCGUCGACCCGGCGUUCCAAAUGGGCCUGAACCCCGUCAUGGCGAUCGCAGCCACCGCGUAUGACCCGAACGCUGGCUACGGUGGCUAUGGCAUGCAACAACCGAUUGGAGGGUACGGACAGCCCGCCGGCAUGCCGCCGGGUGUGCCUAUGGGCGGUGGCCUCGGCGGGUAUGGUGGCGGCAUCCCGCCGCAACAGUAUGGAGGUGGCUAUCAGUAUUAAUUGAUGGAACGUCGUGCAUUUAUCUGCAAGGACUUGUUGUCGUUUUGACGACUUGUCUCGUGGAAUCUUUUGACCC